GGAGGGUACCGUAUGAGAGAGUCCUUUUCUGUAUUCGCAAAGUUUUGAUGGCCAUAAGGCCCCUUCAAUUCACACUCUCCCACCAUCACCACCCCCUUCCUCUUCCUCUUCCUCUUGCCAGAAACCUAUUCUCACUCUUCCUCUCAUCACCGCCACCUUUCUCUCAUCAAUCUCCACCGUCCUCCACCUUCCCCAUCCUCCGCCGCAUCGCCUCCUCUGCGACACCGAUCUCUCGCCCUCAGAAACACCACCACAACCGCCAACAACAAUAUCAACUAACUUCGCCCCGCAGCCUGCGACCGUUGCCUACACCGGAAACCCUGGCGCAGAAAAUCGGCAAAUCCAUCCGCCGCCCUGGCGCCCCUUCCAAGGCUAGGGUUUAUGCCGAUAUCAACGUGAUUCGCCCCAAAGACUACUGGGACUACGAGUCCCUCACCGUCCAAUGGGGGGAGCAGGAUGAUUAUGAGGUGGUGAGGAAGGUUGGGAGAGGGAAAUACAGUGAGGUAUUCGAGGGUGUUCACUGCACCGAUAACGAGAAAUGCGUAAUUAAGAUUCUCAAACCGGUGAAAAAGAAGAAGAUUAAGAGGGAGAUAAAGAUACUGCAGAAUCUUUGUGGUGGGCCGAAUAUUGUGAAGCUGCUUGAUAUUGUUAGAGACCAGCAAUCGAAGACCCCCAGCCUUAUAUUUGAAUAUGUGAAUAAUACAGAUUUUAAAGUGCUUUAUCCAACACUCUCUGACUAUGAUAUUCGAUAUUACAUCUAUGAGCUUCUAAAGGCAUUGGAUUAUUGCCAUUCACAAGGUAUUAUGCAUCGAGAUGUGAAGCCCCAUAAUGUAAUGAUUGAUCAUGAACAACGCAAACUUCGUCUUAUUGAUUGGGGCCUUGCAGAGUUCUAUCAUCCAGGGAAAGAAUAUAAUGUCCGCGUUGCUUCAAGAUAUUUUAAAGGUCCUGAGCUCCUUGUUGAUUUGCAAGACUAUGAUUACUCUUUAGACUUGUGGAGCCUUGGUUGUAUGUUUGCUGGAAUGAUAUUCCGUAAGGAACCGUUUUUCUAUGGGCAUGAUAAUUACGAUCAGCUGGUCAAAAUAGCCAAGGUCCUUGGGACAGAUGAAUUAAACACUUAUCUGAGCAAAUACCGUAUAGAGUUAGACCCUCAUCUUGCAGCCCUUGUUGGCAGGCAUAGCCGGAAACCGUGGUCAAAGUUCAUUAAUGUUGAUAAUCAACAUUUGGCUCUUCCUGAGGCUGUUGACUUUGUAGACAAGUUGCUACGGUAUGAUCACCAAGAGAGGCCUACUGCGAAAGAAGCAAUGGCCCAUCCUUAUUUUUACCCGGUAAGAAAUGCAGAAAGCAGCAGAACUCGUAGCCAGUAGAUUGAUUCCAGAUGCUUGCCAAGAUACGUUUUCUUCUUUUUCUUGGUCAGGAUCUUGCUCUGUAAUCUCAAUAUGGUCGGUGAGUUUGCAAUUAGGAUGCUGUGCAAUGUUUUAGUUAUCAUUGAACCGUCAGUUUAUUUGAUUAUAAUUUAUUUUUUGGCCAAUUAGGUUCCUGUACUUGGUGUGCGUUCUAAAGUUGUGAAUGUAAUAUUGACCCAAUUUCAGGCAGGAUUGUCUGCCUUUUUUUUUUUUUUUUUGACAUUCACAUGUUUACCCUGAACUGUUUUAACGCAUUGGGAAAUGGAUCAAACAAUAUUCCUUAAAAAAGGAGGGUUAUUGAUGAAUCCAGUUCAAUGAUGUUUACUCUAUAGAUUGAUGAUAAGUGAUUCUUCUA
Messenger RNA from Quercus robur (English oak), 1758 nucleotides. Its product is annotated as casein kinase II subunit alpha-like. The transcript has 10 exons. Gene Ontology annotation, biological process: protein phosphorylation. The coding region runs from base 48 to 1364 and encodes 438 amino acids. The record is from RefSeq and is a predicted model, not a curated record. NCBI's taxonomy places the organism in Eukaryota, Viridiplantae, Streptophyta, Magnoliopsida, Fagales, Fagaceae. Gene Ontology annotation, cellular component: protein kinase CK2 complex; nucleus; cytosol. Gene Ontology annotation, molecular function: protein serine/threonine kinase activity; ATP binding.